Messenger RNA from Felis catus (domestic cat), 12147 nucleotides. It is a transcript of the gene CHD9, whose product is annotated as chromodomain helicase DNA binding protein 9. The coding region runs from base 820 to 9528 and encodes 2902 amino acids. The transcript is spliced from 39 exons. The record is from RefSeq and is a predicted model, not a curated record. NCBI's taxonomy places the organism in Eukaryota, Metazoa, Chordata, Mammalia, Carnivora, Felidae. Gene Ontology annotation, molecular function: protein binding; ATP-dependent chromatin remodeler activity; ATP binding.
UAUCACAGUAAAUAGAACUAUAUGAACUAAUGUCAUACCUGUCAACAUUCAGUUGGGCAGUAGAUUUUUAUAGUUCUGGGUUCUGAACUCUUGAAGUAAUACAUUCUCAUUAUUUAAGAAGUUAAUCCUAAGAUGCAUAUUUUUUUCCCCCUUUAAUAUCUCUGAAAUUGGGAUGUGUCUCAGUCAGUAUUUCCCAGGUGGCUGUCAUGGAGUCGUUGUCUGUGUGUACACAAAGUUAGUCAUGGUUCUUUAUCUUGCCAUCGCCUCAGUUGGGCUACGUAUAAUAGUACCACAUGUGUUUGUUAUUUAAAAUAUCUUUACAAAUAUACUCUGUUUUUCAGUAUUUAACCACAGAGGCAUUGAUUACGUAGAGAGGCACAGAAACAGAGUAGCAGAGCAUAAAUUUAAUAUUAGUGAAGCAAAUAUUUGUUGAAGAAAUGACAGCAAUUCCACAUUUACUUACAGAGCAACAAUCAAGUGCUUUAUGGACCAAGCAGAGUACCUCAAGGCAGAAGAAAUUGUCAGAUCCUUUGGAAUAAGACUAAGUCUAAAAACCUUUAAAAAGGUCAUUUCGUUCAUUAUAAAAUAAAAAUGUGAAGUGGUAUAGUGCCAUAGUUUAAUUGACGGCAUUUUUUUUUCUUCAUGUUAUAUCAGGAUUCUGACACUUCAUGACAUGUCAUUAUCUAGAGCAAUAAUGAACAUUGACCUGUUUCGGAUUAGUUGAUGACCUUUGGAAAUGAUCCAAUAGUAUCUACUACAGAGAAGCUGAAUAUACUUCAUUUGGAGUGAACAGCUCAGAUCGUCACUGGAUUUUUCAAGAUGACAGAUCCAAUGAUGGACUUUUUUGAUGAUGCCAAUCUUUUUGGUGAGACCUUAGAAGGUUUGUCAGAUGAUGCAUUUGUACAGCCAGGACCUGUUUCACUAGUCGAUGAAUUGAACCUGGGUGCAGAAUUUGAACCUUUGCACAUAGACUCACUCAACCAUGUUCAAGGUACUCCAACACAUCAGAAGAUAACUGAUUAUGAGCAGUUAAAUCAGUUUGAUUCAAUGAAAUUUCACCAGGUCAAUCAGCCUUUUGGUAGCCCAGCUGAACACGUGUUAUCUCCACACUCUCAGUUUAAUUGUUCUCCAAUCCAUCCCCCAAACCAACCCAAUGGUUUGUUUCCAGAUGUAGCAGAUGGCAGUCCAAUGUGGGGCCAUCAGACAGCUACCAGCAUUUCAAAUCAAAAUGGGUCUCCUUUCCACCAACAAGGACAUUCUCACCCUAUGCAUCCAAAUAAAAGCUUUGUGGUACACCAUGACUUUGCCUUAUUUCAGGCCAGUGAACAACAAACACAGUGCACUUCACUACGCUCACAGCAAAACAGAAACAGUCUUAACCCAGGGCAAAAUUCUCUUAGCCAGUCUAAAAAUUUUAUGGAUGUUAAUGUUUCUGGUCCACACAGAGUCAGUGUUAGCCACCCAUCACAAAUUACGAAUGCAUCUACGUCGCAACAGUCUCUUUCAAUGCAGCAAUUUUCUCAAACAUCAAAUCCUUCAGUACACUUCCUCAAGUGUAGCAAUCACCAAGAAGGGAAUUUUAAUGGACCUUCUCCAAAUAUGACUUCUUGUUCUGUCAGUAAUUCACAGCAGUUUUCUUCACAUUAUUCCUUUUCCAGUAAUCACGUCUCACCCAACAGUCUUCUGCAGUCCUCUGCUGUUCUUGCACCUAAUCAUACAAAUCAGGCUUUAUCAGAUUUUACUGGAAGUAAUUCCUUUUCACCUCAUAGGGGAAUCAAGCAAGACUCCACUCAGCAUAUGCUAAAUCCCAAUACAUCGUUGAAUUCAAGUAAUUUCCAAAUGUUGCAUUCAUCACAUCCUCAGGGUAAUUAUAGCAAUUCAAAAUUAUCUCCUGUGCACAUGAACUUCCCAGAUCCUGUUGACUCAGGAACUCAAAUGGGCCAUUUCAAUGAUCACGUAGAAACUAAUGGCUUUUCAUCUUUAGAAGAGAAUUUACUUCAUCAAGUAGAGUCUCAAACUGAGCCAUUCACGGGACUUGACCCAGAAGACCUCCUGCAGGAGGGUCUCCUUCCCCAGUUUGAUGAGGCAACAUUUGGACAGGAUCAUUCAAGUCAUGUUUUAGAUCAUGACCUUGAACGGCAGUUUACUUCACAUCUGGUAACUCGGCCUUCAGAGAUGGCUCAAACUCAGUUGCACAGUCCAGCUCGCAGUUGGCAUUCAUCACUUUCGAAUCAUCAGCAUUUACAUGACAGAAAUCGGCUAUAUUUACAGCGACAGCCUCCAUCUUCCAAGAAGAGUGACGGUUCUGGGACAUACACUAAGUUGCAGAAUACCCAGGUGAGGAUCAUGUCUGAGAAGAAACAGAGAAAAAAGGUGGAAUCAGAAAGCAAGCAAGAAAAGGCUAAUCGGAUAAUAUCAGAGGCCAUAGCAAAAGCAAAGGAGCGUGGGGAACGCAAUAUUCCACGAGUAAUGAGUCCUGAGAACUUUCCUAGUGCUUCAGUUGAAGGAAAAGAGGAAAAGAAAGGUAGACGGAUGAAAUCCAAGCCAAAGGACAAAGAGAGCAAAAAAACAAAAACUUGUUCAAAGUUGAAAGAGAAGACAAAAAUUGGCAAACUCAUUAUUACGUUGGGUAAGAAACAAAAAAGAAAGAAUGAGUCUUCAGAUGAAAUAUCUGAUACAGAGCAGAUGCCACAGCACACACUCAAAGAGGAAGACCCUCAAAAAAGAAGAUCAAAUCGUCAAAUUAAAAGAAAAAAAUAUGCGGAAGAUGCAGAAGGGAAACAAUCUGAAGAAGAGCUCAAAGGUUCUAUGAAAAUAAAAAAGAAUUCAGCUCCUUUACCUGGUGAACAGCCUUUACAGUUAUUUGUGGAGAAUCCAAGUGAAGAAGAUGCUGCAAUCGUGGAUAAAAUCCUGUCUUCUAGAAUUACAAAAAAGGAAGUAUCACCUGGAGUGAUGAUUGAUACAGAAGAAUUUUUUGUAAAAUACAAGAAUUACUCCUAUCUUCACUGUGAGUGGGCCACAGAACAGCAGCUUUUGAAAGAUAAAAGGAUCCAGCAGAAAAUCAAACGAUUCAAACUGAGACAAGCACAAAGAGCACAUUUUUUUGCAGACAUGGAAGAGGAACCAUUUAACCCAGACUACGUUGAAGUAGACAGAGUGUUAGAAGUCUCUUUUUGUGAAGAUAAAGACACUGGUGAGCCUGUUAUUUACUACUUAGUAAAGUGGUGCUCAUUACCGUAUGAAGAUAGUACUUGGGAACUAAAAGAAGAUGUAGAUCUAGCAAAAAUAGAAGAGUUUGAACAGUUACAAGCUUCAAGGCCUGACACAAGACAUUUGGAUCGUCCUCCCGCUAAUAUUUGGAAAAAAAUUGAUCAAUCCAGGGACUAUAAAAAUGGCAAUCAACUCAGGGAAUAUCAACUGGAAGGACUCAACUGGCUCUUAUUCAAUUGGUACAAUAGACGAAACUGCAUUUUAGCCGAUGAAAUGGGUCUUGGCAAAACCAUUCAGUCAAUUACAUUCCUCUACGAAAUCCUUCUGACUGGUAUAAGAGGACCUUUCCUGAUUAUCGCUCCACUUUCUACUAUUGCAAACUGGGAGAGAGAAUUCCGUACAUGGACUGAUAUUAAUGUUGUGGUUUACCAUGGGAGCCUGAUUAGCAGACAGAUGAUACAGCAAUAUGAGAUGUACUUCAGGGACUCACAGGGGCGUAUCAUUCGAGGAGCUUACAGAUUCCAAGCCAUCAUCACCACUUUUGAAAUGAUUCUUGGUGGCUGUGGAGAGCUAAAUGCAAUUGAAUGGCGAUGUGUGAUUAUUGAUGAAGCACAUAGGUUAAAGAAUAAAAAUUGUAAACUUCUUGAAGGUCUGAAACUCAUGAAUCUGGAACACAAGGUGCUUUUGACUGGUACACCUCUCCAAAAUACAGUUGAAGAACUAUUCAGUCUUCUUCACUUCCUAGAACCUUUAAGGUUUCCUUCUGAAUCAACAUUUAUGCAAGAAUUUGGGGAUCUGAAAACAGAAGAACAGGUGCAAAAACUUCAGGCUAUCCUGAAACCCAUGAUGUUGAGGCGAUUGAAAGAAGAUGUGGAGAAGAAGCUGGCACCAAAGGAAGAAACCAUCAUUGAAGUGGAACUUACUAACAUUCAAAAGAAAUACUACCGGGCUAUUUUGGAGAAGAACUUCUCCUUUUUAUCCAAAGGGGCAGGGCAGACCAAUGUACCUAACUUGGUCAAUACCAUGAUGGAGCUCAGGAAGUGCUGCAAUCAUCCAUAUCUUAUCAAAGGUGCUGAAGAGAAAAUACUUGGAGAAUUUAGGGAUACAUAUAAUCCAGCUGCUUCUGAUUUUCAUCUUCAAGCAAUGAUCCAGUCUGCUGGUAAACUGGUCCUUAUUGAUAAAUUGCUUCCCAAAAUGAAAGCUGGAGGUCAUAAAGUGCUCAUCUUCUCUCAGAUGGUACGCUGCCUUGACAUCCUAGAGGACUAUCUCAUUCAUAAAAGAUAUUUAUAUGAGCGAAUUGAUGGAAGAGUCAGAGGGAACCUGCGACAAGCUGCUAUAGAUCGAUUUAGUAAACCUGAUUCAGAUCGAUUUGUUUUCCUUCUGUGCACCCGAGCUGGUGGGUUGGGCAUCAACUUAACUGCUGCUGAUACAUGUAUAAUUUUUGAUUCUGAUUGGAACCCUCAGAAUGACCUGCAGGCCCAAGCUCGUUGCCACAGAAUCGGUCAGAAUAAAGCAGUUAAAGUCUACCGACUAGUAACUCGUAACUCCUAUGAGAGAGAGAUGUUUGACCGAGCCAGUCUGAAACUGGGUCUAGAUAAGGCUGUGUUACAGAGCAUGAGCGGAAGAGAAAGUAAUGUUGGUGGUAUUCAACAGCUUUCCAAAAAGGAAAUAGAAGAUCUGCUUCGAAGAGGUGCAUAUGGUGCUAUUAUGGAGGAAGAAGAUGAAGGCUCUAAAUUCUGUGAGGAGGAUAUCGAUCAGAUUUUACUACGUCGUACAAAAACUAUCACAAUUGAGUCAGAAGGACGUGGGUCAACAUUUGCCAAGGCAAGUUUUGUGGCAUCUGGAAAUCGGACAGAUAUUUCCUUAGAUGAUCCUAACUUCUGGCAGAAAUGGGCUAAAAAGGCAGAAAUAGAUAUAGAUGCCAUCAGUGGCAGAAACAGCUUGGUUAUUGACACUCCAAGAAUUAGGAAGCAAACAAGACCCUUUAGUGCCACAAAAGAUGAGUUGGCGGAAUUAUCUGAAGCCGAAAGUGAAGGGGAUGAAAAGCCCAAACUCCGGAGACCCUGUGAUCGUUCCAAUGGCUAUGGAAGAACUGAAUGCUUUAGAGUAGAGAAAAAUCUUCUAGUUUAUGGAUGGGGCCGAUGGAGAGAGAUUCUGUCUCAUGGUCGUUUUAAAAGGCAGCUGAAUGAGCAUGAUGUAGAAAUAAUUUGCCGAGCCCUCUUAGCUUAUUGCCUUGUUCACUACCGAGGAGAUGAGAAAAUUAAAGGCUUCAUAUGGGAUCUCAUUACUCCAACUGAAGAUGGGCAGACGCGAGAGCUACAAAAUCAUCUGGGCCUGUCAGCCCCAGUACCCAGGGGUCGAAAAGGGAAGAAAGUAAAGACUCAAACAAGCUCAUUUGAUAUACAGAAAGCAGAAUGGCUUCGAAAAUAUAAUCCUGAGCAGCUACUUCAAGAUGAAGGAUACAAAAAACAUAUAAAACACCACUGUAAUAAGGUUUUGCUUCGCGUAAGAAUGCUGUAUUAUCUAAAGCAAGAAGUCAUUGGAAAUGAGUGUCAGAAAGUAUUUGAUGGAGUUGAUGCAAGUGACAUUGAUGUUUGGGUCCCAGAACCAGACCACUCAGAAGUUCCUGCUGAAUGGUGGGAUUUUGACGCUGAUAAGUCCCUUCUUAUUGGAGUUUUUAAACAUGGUUAUGAAAAAUAUAACACUAUCCGAGCAGACCCAGCAUUAUGCUUCUUGGAAAGAGUGGGAAAACCUGAUGAGAAAGCAGUUGCUGCAGAACAGAGGGCAAAUGAUUAUAUGGAUGGGGAUGUGGAAGAUCCAGAAUACAAACCUGCUCCAGCUAUCUUUAAAGAUGAUAUGGAGGAUGAUGUUUCUUCACCAGGAGAUCUUGUUAUAGCAGAUGGAGAUGGUCAGCUGAUGGAGGGUGAUAAAAUUUAUUGGCCAACUCAAUCAGCUUUAACCACACGUUUGAGGCGUCUCAUCACUGCAUAUCAGCGUACUAAUAAAAACAGACAAAUCCAACAGAUACAGCCCACGUUCUCAGUGCCUGCCAGUGUCAUGCAGCCUCUUUAUGAAGAAGCCACUCUUAAUCCUAAAAUGGCAGCCAAGAUAGAAAGACAGCAGAGAUGGACAAGAAGAGAAGAAGCUGACUUUUAUAGAGUUGUGUCCACAUUUGGAGUGGUAUUUGAUCCUGACAGAGGCCAAUUUGACUGGACAAAAUUUAGAGCUAUGGCUAGGCUGCAUAAGAAAACUGAUGAUAGUUUGGAGAAGUAUUUGUAUGCAUUCAUGUCUAUGUGUCGGAGGGUUUGUCGUCUUCCUUCCAAAGAAGAAUUGGUGGAUCCAAAUAUUUUUAUCCAGCCAAUCACAGAAGAACGUGCUUCAAGGACUUUGUAUCGCAUUGAACUUCUAAGGAAAGUACGGGAACAGGCCCUCCGACAUCCACAAUUGUUUGAACGCUUGAAGCUUUGCCAUCCAAAUCCAGACCUACCAGUCUGGUGGGAAUGUGGCCCUCAUGAUAGGGACUUGCUCAUUGGAGCUGCGAAACAUGGGGUGAGCCGAACAGACUAUCACAUUCUUCGUGAUCCCGAACUCUCCUUUAUGGCAGCUCAAAGGAACUACAGUCAAAGUAAGAUGGCUCCUUCAAGGACUUCUACCCCACUUUUACAGCAAUAUCAAGUAGCACUUUCUGCUUCUCCUCUUACCUCUCUACCUAGGCUCCUAGAUGCUAAAGGUAUUAUUCUAGAGGAUAUGAAAGUUAAAAGUGAAAAUCUUAAAGAGGAGCCUCAGUCUUCUGAAGAAGAAUCUAUGUCUUCUGAGGAAACCAGGACACUAAUAAAGUCUGAGCCUGUAAGUCCAAAGAAUGGUGUUUUACCGCAGGCCACUGGAGACCAGAAAUCUGGUGGAAAAGGUGAAACAGACAGACGCAUGGUUGCAGCCAGAACAGAACCCCUAACUCCAAACCCAGCUUCUAAGAAACAGCGAGUCCACAAAAGAGGAUCCGAAUCUAGUUCUGAGUCUGACUCUGAUUCUGAGAGAUCAUCCUGUUCUUCCAGAUCAUCUUCUUCCUCGUCUUCCUCCUCCUCUUGUUCCGACUCUCGAUCAGGCUCUAGUUCCUCUUCAUCUUCCUCCUGUUCUUCAGCAUCGUCUUCAUCCUCAUCCUCAUCCUCUUCCUCAUCAUCCUCCUCCUCAUCUUCAUCAGAAGAAAGUGACAGUGAAGAAGAAGAAGUCCCAAAGCGAGCAGAAGGUACCCCUCACGUGAAAGCCUAUGAUGAAGAAAGUGUUGCGUCACUGAGCACUACCCAGGAUGAGACCCAAGAUAGCUUCCAGAUGAACAAUGGGACACCAGAGUCCGCUUAUAUCUUACAAGGAGGAUACAUGCUAGCAGCCUCAUAUUGGCCAAAGGAUCGUGUGAUGAUCAACCGGCUGGACAGUAUUUGUCAAACAGUUCUGAAAGGGAAGUGGCCUUCAGCUAGAAGAAGUUAUGAUGCCAACACAGUGGCCUCUUUCUAUACCACAAAACUGCUGGACAGCCCUGGCGCGGCUACAGAAUAUAGCGAACCCAGUGUACCCACACCCCCAGGCGCCGGUGUUAAAGAAGAACACGAUCAGUCAACACAGAUGUCAAAGGUGAAGAAGCAUGUACGAGAAAAGGAGUUUACAGUGAAAAUCAAAGACGAAGGUGGUUUGAAGUUGACGUUUCAGAAGCAAGGGCUUGCUCAGAAAAGACCGUUCGACAGCGAAGACAGUGCCCUGGGGCAGCAACAGUACCUUGCUCGGCUUCGGGAACUGCAGAGUGCGUCGGAGACCAGCCUCGCCACCUUUCCCAAAUCCGUGCCAGUAUCAGGUACUUCCGUUCAGUCAACCCUUGGUGCCAAUGGAGUUAGAUUAGACAACCAGCCUACAGUCAAAAAAAGGCGGGGAAGGAGGAAGAAUGUAGAAGGUGUUGACAUCCUCUUUUUUAACAGAAAUAAACCACCUAAUCAUGUAACUGUAGGCCUAACCAGCUCCCAGAUUUCUACAGGGAUAAAUCCAGCACUGUCCUACGCUCAGCCUCAAGGAAUUCCGGAUACAGAAAGUCCAGUUCCAGUUAUUAACCUGAAAGAUGGGACAAGACUUGCAGGCGAUGAUGCGCCAAAGAGAAAGGAUUUGGAAAAAUGGCUUAAGGAGCACCCAGGUUACGUGGAAGAUUUAGGAGCUUUUAUUCCUAGAAUGCAGCUCCAUGAGGGAAGGCCCAAACAAAAGAGGCAUCGGUGCAGAAACCCUAAUAAACUCGAUGUUAAUAGUCUUACUGGAGAAGAACGUGUUCAGCUGAUUAACAGAAGAAAUGCCAGAAAGGUUGGAGGUGCAUUUGCUCCCCCUUUAAAAGAUUUAUGUCGAUUCCUGAAAGAAAAUUCAGAAUAUGGCGUGGCUCCUGAAUGGGGAGAUGUUGUUAAGCAGUCUGGGUUUCUUCCAGAAAGUAUGUAUGAGCGUAUUCUCACUGGUCCCGUUGUGAGAGAGGAGGUCAGCAGGCGGGGGCGGCGGCCCAAAAGUGGAAUUGCGAAGGCCACGGCAGCGGCCACAGCUACAACUGCCAGCGGUGUUUCAGGCAAUCCUUUGUCGGCCAAUGGAUUACUUCCAGGUGUGGAUCUCACAACUCUUCAGGCCUUACAGCAAAACCUACAAAACUUGCAGUCACUGCAAGUGACUGCAGGGCUGAUGGGAAUGCCUGCUGGCCUUUCUUCUGGAGGAGAAGCUAAAAACGUGGCUGCCAUGUUCCCCAUGCUGCUGUCAGGAAUGACUGGAUUACCAAAUCUGUUGGGCAUGGGAGGGCUCCUGACAAAGCCUACCGAAUCUGGAACAGAGGAAAAAAAGGGAAAUGACCCUAAGGAGCUAGAAGGAAAAAAAGAAAGGACAGAGAGUCAAAAUUCAGAGAAUGGGGGAGAAAACUCUGUGUCAAGUUCUCCUUCGACAUCGUCUACUGCUGCAUUAAAUACAGCUGCAGCUGCCAACCCGUUAGCUCUUAACCCACUCCUACUCUCCAAUAUACUUUAUCCAGGGAUGCUUCUCACUCCAGGCCUUAAUCUUCAUAUUCCAACUUUGUCCCAGUCCAAUACUUUUGAUGUACAGAAAAACAAAAACAGUGACUUAGGCUCAUCUAAGUCCAUAGAAGUCAAGGAGGAGGAUUCCAGAGUUAGAGAUCAGGAAGACAAAGGAGGAACUGAACCCAGUCCUCUCAACGAAAACAGCACAGAUGAGGGUUCAGAGAAAGCCGAUGCUUCAUCUGGAUCUGAUAGUACAUCGUCAUCAUCCGAGGAUUCAGAUUCUAGUAAUGAAGACUGAUUCCCAGACUGCACUUAAAUUAUGAACUGAUUUUGGAUUUUUUUCUUUAAUUAUUAAUUGUAAAUACCCCAGUGUUGAGUGCAUCAAUAACUUACUGACCGAACAUUUCAGUUCUUUGUUUAGAAGUGCAAACUGCUUUCAGAGACGUUUUGCAUGUAAUAUUUCUUAAAAUUCCUAAGUUUCUGAACUCGUAUGUACUAUCAAAUACAUAAAGGUGUAAAAUUGCAACAAAAGGCAUUAUAAUUUUGUUGGGGGUUAAUUUUAUGAAAAUGAUACUCAAUAAGAGUUGUAUAUUUAAUAUAUUUGCAGUGAACACAGAAUACUUUAUGCAUAUUACUGAUUUAAUUUGAAUAUAGUUUUACAGCCUCCUUGACACCUAUAAUUUACAGAUCAAAACUCAGCAAUAAUUUGGGCAGCUAAUGAAUGUCAUGAAAGCUGUAGAAUCUACAUCGCCAUCCAUUGCUUUAAUUACAUGAAAAUGCUCUAGUGUUGUGACGCACUGCUGAUGCUUCCAAUUCAGGUACAAGUGUGUUUUCAAGAAGAAAUAAGUUUCCCAAUCAGCCAAUUUAACUGGCUACCUGUUACCUCAGCUGAGUUAGUUUAGGAAGUUUACAUUCGUUUCUAAUUCUAUACUUGUUUUCAGGGGUUUUUUAAACACAUCCUAUAUAUCAUGUUAAUCUGGCAAGAACUGUGACUUGCUUUUUGCUGAGCUUAACUCUGCUGUCGGUAAAAUCAAGUCAUAAAAUAAUCCUGUGUCACGUGACUUUGGCACCCUCUAGACAUACUUAGUUUCACUUUUUCCAAGUUUGGCCUCCUCUUAGAAAUAAUUAUGUCUCAGAUGAGUAAUGUCUGUUUCCAGGGUUCAGAAAAGGCAAACUCAUGAAAUGCCACUGAAAAGAACUUUCAACACAGCAUACUUCAUGUAAAAGAAAUUGUUUGUUUGCUUUAUUUGUGUAGAUUUCUAUUUGUGUUUUAUGUCAUGGAAAUAUUCCAGAAUUAACAGAGGAUAGUGGUAAAGUAAUAUGCAGAACAGUCUGAAUUCGUUUUGAGUUUCUAGGUAGAAGCAGAUGAAAUGUUGCCCAGAAUCAGUGUUGGGUUAUCAGUUUAUAUUAAAUAUACUGAGUUGGCCCAUUUUGAAUAUGCACUUUGAAUAAUCUCAAAAAAUAUAUACAAGUUAUACCUGUAAACCACAAAAACGAAGCCCAAGGCUUCUGAUCAAUUUCUUAGAACCCUUUAUCAUGCAAAAUCUGUCUGAUAUUUGAUUUGUGAUACAGUUUCUCCUGCUAAAGCUGCUAUUCCGACAAGAUGGAGAGGUCCAGUUUCACCUUCAUAUACAUUUAAAACAAUUAGAACUGAAUUGGAGUAAAAUAUCAUUUACAUCCUAAGGAGAGAAAGAUGUUAGCAUUUUCUGGUACUUGAAUAAGUCCAUGAUAAAGUUUGCGAGGGGAUAAAUUUAGGGGGGGGAAGUACCCCACUUCUCUCCCAGAGGAAAAAAAUAACUUUCAGUGCGUUUUGAUAAAACUCUGUUGUUUUGUCAUGAACCCAGCAAUUAUAUUGGAUUUUCCAAGAUCUUUACCAGUAAAUUGUUUCUGUGUGUAAAAUAACUAACCCCUUAUUAGAGCGACAGUGUUACACGUAUUUACAAAAUCAUAUAACUUCCAUUGGGAUUGUAUUGAUUUUUGUAUUUUCCCCAAAAUAGUGCUUUGAAUUGAUAGUCCUUUAUGCAAUGUCUUAGCAAUAGUCACUCUAAUGCCCAUCCAGGAGAAGUGGGUAGUAAUUCUUCAUCAUGAAAAUGAUAUAUUACAUAUUUAGUAUGUUCCCUUUGCAGUAUUGCACUUUUGUUUAACUAGAAUACACCUAUGAGAUAGCCAAAGUUUCUCAAACACAGUUAACCUGGUUUGCCGGUGAAAGUAUUUCAACAGCAUCCACAUUUCCCCCUCUCUCCCUCUAGUUCUACCCACAUGAUCUUUAUUCCUUUCUUUCCCCAAUUAAAAAAUAAAAGGAAAAAAAAAAAAGCCCUAGAUCUUAUCACUAAAAAUCUAAUUUAUAUCAAAUUUAUGAGAUAAAGUAUUUUCCUAAUUACGGUCAAAUGAAUUUGGUUAACAUCUUAGUGAUUCUCUUUCUAUGUAAUAAGGCAAUUUGCAGUUUUCAAAGCAUUAAUACUAACUUUAAAUGUUCUCUUGGGUUUCAAGACACUUCUACUUAGUAUUGAUUGGGGAAAAGUCGUCCAGCUAUCAGCUUAACAAAAAAAUGCAUAAAUAUGGUUGUGUAAAGUUAAGGGUUAUAAGGAAAAAAAAAAAUCAGUAGAAUUCCAUAAUACUAAAGUUGCAGUUGAAAGGAUAUCCAAGUAUGUGUUGGUAGUUACUAAAAGAAUUAUAGCUGUUAUUGCCUUGUAUUUAUAGCUCUUGUUUCAGGUUUCAUGAUUCAAGUCUUAGUCUAAUUUUUCUUUUGGACAUUUGCAAUAUUUACCAGUUGUGUUUUGUGUAGUCUGAAUUUGCUUUCUGUAGUUGAGCAAACGUCUUAAAAAGUCAUUUGUAAUUUAUUAAAUUACUUUCUAUGAUGUUCUAUAGAGCAAAUGGAAGUUUAAUUAUUUUUUAUUAAACAUAUUCUUUGACUACC